UGAUGUUGAUAUUUUCCCGUGAGAUGACUUGAGACAAGCUUUCCAGAUCUUGCCAUUUUCAGUUCUCAAUUGUCAAUGUCCGGUUGUUUGGUUCAAAAACAUCCCCAGAUGCCGCAUGCCAGUAUGGGCCGAAGCCAGCAUCCGGCUGGGCCAACCCAACCCAAGUCUGCCGCAUUUGAGCUCACGACCAUAGAGCGUGCAGACCUGGAUCCUUUGCUGUUGGAGCCAUACGUGGUUACGCCGUCGACAACACAGCGCUGCGAACAGGAUGGCACCGCGGCCACAAGCGUCUUGCGAGAGACAUGGCGAGAAGUUCGCAGGGACUUGUGCGCAAUCCGGUGGGGAAGGGGAGGCCUUUGGUUCCUGUUCUUAUUCUGGAUCGUUGGCCUGUUGAUGUGUAUGAUCAUAAUGACUAUGAUCUGGAGUGGCGACUCUAGUUCCGCAUGUCUUCCAGAUGGCACUUUCUCCUUCUCUACACAGUAUGAUCAUUGGGACAUCAGCGGCUUCUUCCAGAUUACUUCUGGGUUUGGCCAGUUGACCUUCUCGCAAGCAAAAGCUGUGGAUAUGGUGUGGGAUGUUGCUAUUGGCAGAAUCGGCCAGACAAUUCUGGCUGUCUUCUCAUGGAGAGCCUUCUCUCUCCACAUCAAAACAUCGCUCGAAGAAGGGCCGGAAACCAGAACCGUGUCCUACCACACAUAUUGGACAAUAUAUCUGCAAGACAGCAUUUCAAUGAUGGGAGUUUUUGGCGUAAUAAGAGACUUUCUUGCUCGAAGAAGACUGAAGUCAAAAAUGGCCAUGAUCUUCAUGGUCGCCACAAUGCUCUUCGUCUUGGCUUGGCCAACUGUCGCCAGCGCAAUGACGGGUUACGACAGCAAUAACGUCGCUUUCAUCAAGAUCAGGGAUGGAUCGCUCAUAAGAUUCAACUCCUUCCAACCUCUGCUGCAUAUCAUUCAUGACGGGAGCAGGCUACCUGGUCUGACGGAUGAGUACCUAGUUCCGUGCUGCAGCGGAACAAACGGUGACGAUCCUACAUUCGAAAUGCAGAUCGCGUCAUGUUCUUGCAAUUACAAAGAUGAAAUAUACUUUUUGGGCGAGAACGCCUCUGCUUAUACGGACAAUUAUGGAUUCUUCGGUUUAAACAACACCAAUUCGACCUGGCCUCAGGGUGAUAUUAAUCUUCCCAGCCCCGUACUGAACAUCUCAAGAUCCCCCGUAUCGAGGUAUAGUUUCGGUACUGAAGGGACCAGCCGCUUCUGGGUUGACCCGCGUACGGGUCAAAGACCAUUCCUAGAUGACAAGCAGAUGUCCUACGUCUAUAAUAAUGAGUCGUACGAUUACGACUACAUUAUAACGCAUGGUAAUGGCCAGUGUCAACCCAUUGGCACAUAUAAAUGGGGAUUUUCGUACUUGCAAGCAUUCAUUGCUCUGCUCCUCAUGACCAUCUGGUCAGUUAUAGUCUUCGUGAUGUGGCUCAAGGCUCACCUGAAAUUGUCGCGCCGAGGGCCAUACGAGAUCCCCAAUCGAUACAAGGCGGCAAUCAAAUUGACCAGGUCCAUCGCCCUGGAUUUUGGCGAUGCUGACAUGGCUUAUGGCCUGUCGAACAAGGAGUUUACCUCGCACCUCAGGCGGCAUCUGAAGGGCGGGAGGGUUGGAGCUGAUCCGGCCAUGGCGCUGGGAAAGUACAGCUUGAGCUUCCGCGGUUUCGGGGGCUGGGUAGCCAGGGAGAAGUGGUGGUUCUCCGCCGUCGUGCUGUGUACCCUAUUCUGCUGCGUCGGCUGGAUGCUUCCCCUCGCUGCCUGGAGUCUUCUCUGGCUGGCGGUCUGGGCAUGGCCUGUUCUUGCUUUUGCCUUAGCCGUCGGGACUACAGGUCGGUCCCGCCUCUUCCUCUCUGGCUGCUGGCUGGCCAUCGGGGUAGCUUGGAUUGUUCCGCUCUGGGAACAGCGGUGACAAGACUUGUAUAUAUUGAAUUAAUUAUCUAAGCUCCUCCACUAUGCCAGACCGACAUUGGCUGGCUGCAUGUGUCUUGGUAGAGACAAUUGAGGCGUAUGCACAACAGGAUGGUACUGGACCCGGGUCCAAAUGCCUAGGUACUUCUCUGGCUGAAUGAAUAAUUAUCCAAAGGCAAGUUCCGUGACCAUGCUGUCUGCGGAAUAUGAACUGAUUCAGAGUCGCGAUGCGGCGGCUCCAUUCCGUGCUCGACCGGCGGCUCCGGUGCCAAGACGCGCCUGGCGAAGCUCUGCCCUGUGGAGCCUAGUGAGCGAUUGCAUCAUACCCUCACUGACCCUCACAAGGGUAGCUGUCGAUCCGUGGAUGGACAACAUCUCUUGUGUGGAAUAACGCGCCGGGAAGCUGGGUUGGUCGCAGCUCACACGUGCGGUCCCUGGCAGUACGGCAGGAUGACUGAGUAAUGGUGGUCGAUGAUCAUCGUAAAAGCUAAAUUCCGCUAUAUGUAAGCCCAGGAAAUGGCAUCAUCACAGCAUCGUGUGCAAGUGGGGAGCCGGCUCCGUUCGACACACAAAAAGCUGCCCCUCCUCCCGGCCCAUUGACCCCGCGAUAGUUAUUGUUCAAGCUCAUCACACCACCACAACUAUCUUGCAUCUCAUACCAUAGCAUAUUGCCCAGACUCUGUCCGUAGUGAACGUCACCAUCAAAUCAUCAUGAGCAAGCACGUCCUCGUACUCGGCGGCCACGGCAAGAUCAGCCAGCUGCUAACCCCAAUCCUGCUGAAGAAGUCGUGGACCGUCACCAGCAUCAUCCGCACGGAGGAGCAGGUCCCUGCCAUCAAGAAGCUGGGCGAGAGCCUGCAGGGCAAGCUUAACGUCCUCGUCCGCAGCAUCGAGGAGGUCAAGAGCGAGUCGCAAGCCAAGAGCAUCCUGGACGAGGUCAAGCCCGACUAUGUCUUCUGGAGUGCCGGCGCAGGAGGGAGAGGAGGAGCUGAGCGGACAUUCGCCGUCGACCGCGACGCCGCCAUCCACUUCAUCAAGGCCUCGGCCAACACACCAGGAAUCACCCGCUUCCUAAACAUCUCAUACCUCGACUCGCGCCGGAACAAGCCGAGCUGGUGGACCGACGACGACUGGAAGGCCGCCGAGGAGGUAAACUACAAGAUCCUCCCCAACUACUACAUCGCCAAGCUCGCCGCGGACGAGGCGCUGUACCAGGAGUCCGCCAGGCGGGGCAAGGACUUCGUCGGGAUCAACCUGCGGCCGGGGACGCUCACCACUGACCCCGCGGGCAAGGUGGAGCUGGGAAAGACCAAGAGCAGCAGGGGCAAGGUGAGCAGGGAGGCCGUGGCGCAGGUCUCUGCCGCGCUGCUCGAGGCCGAGGGCGUCAGGAACAGCUGGAUCGACCUGCUGGACGGCGACGAGGAGAUCGGCGCCGCGGUGCAGAGGGUGGUGGCGGAGGGGGUGGAUGCUGCUGAGGAGGACCCUGUGUAUGGCAAAUUGUAAAGGGGUAAUGAAUACAUGAUAUUUCAUGUCAAUUGUGUCGUCCACCAUUCCUGGUAGUUGUCGUGCCUCAAUGGCUUGAUGGACAUCAUGUGGGACACCGACAUCUGGAUGCACACACAGCACGGGCAUAAAGCUAAGGGGUAUCUCUCCUCUAUUCG
Diaporthe batatas is the source of this 3607-nucleotide messenger RNA. RefSeq lists its product as uncharacterized. The transcript has 7 exons. The record is from RefSeq and is a predicted model, not a curated record. NCBI's taxonomy places the organism in Eukaryota, Fungi, Ascomycota, Sordariomycetes, Diaporthales, Diaporthaceae. The coding region runs from base 76 to 1947 and encodes 623 amino acids.